UUUCUUUCUUUCUUUCUUUCUUUCGAGUGCAAGCCAGGGAGAGGGGCAGAGAGAGAAAGAGGGAGGGAGAGAGACAAUGAAUCAUAAGCAGGCUCCAUGCUCAUGAUUGGAGCCAAAACCCAAGAGUUGGAUGCUCAACCAAUAGCCACCCAGUUGCCCCAAAGAACUUCAUAUACUUUAAACUGUUGUUAAAAUCUCUCUGCAGUGGGGCGCCUGGGUGGCUCCAUCAGUUAAGUGUCCGACUCUUGAUUUCGGCUCAGGUCGUGAUCUCAUGGUUCAGUUGAUGAGUUCGUGAGCCCCACAUUGGGCUCUGCAAUGGUAGUGCAGAGCCUGCUUGGGAUUCUCUCUCUCCUUCUCUGUCUCCCCCUCUGCCCCACUUAUGUUCUCACUCCCUCUCUCAAAAUAAACAAGCUUAAAAAAAAAUCUCUCUGCAGUACCUGCCCCUCUGGCCCCAAAUCCUCAUUCUCUCUUCUUUAGCUUGAAUUGCCACUCUGGAUUUUCUCUUUAAUGGCACGAUGUUGUGCAGCUGUCUGUCACCUGGGUGCCAGUCCCUUGGGAAGCGUCUGUCCAGUACCUCAUUACUGUGGACCCCACUUGUUGGAGCCCGGCUGGGGUCUCGCAGGACUCUGCUCUGAGCCCCUUGCUCACUUUUACAUGAUGGCUGUGAGCAGGAAAGCCUUGCCCUGGUGGCUCCCACCUUGUUCUGGUGGCUCCCAGGGCUGGGUGUUGUAGGGUGUCCCUUUGUUUUGUUUCUAGUUGGCUAAAUCCUGACCUCUCUCACCCACACUUGUUUGUCAGGCAGGUACCUCGGCUGUGCCUUCGCAGCACCUGAGUUCUUCACUCCUCUUGCCACAUGGCCACCCUGAUCUCCCACCCGGCUGCGUGCCAGAGUGGCUUUGUGACACCUGCCUGGCUCUGUCCUUGCCCCUGGUAGUCUGUCCUAAGCACAGCCCCUGGUCCUCUUAGAUACACGCCAGUCAGGUUGUGUUACUUUCUUGCCCCUUCCCUCCUGGUGCUAGGGUCUGCGCAGUGGCUGUUCCCACUGCCUGGCACGCUUUUCCCAGACACAAGUCUUUGCUCAAGUGCCCCUCCCGACCCCCUGUGUCCCCAGGCCAGUCCCCUCAUCCUGCUCUGCCUCCCCCUUUCCCAGUAUUUAUCACCCUCCAGUAUCAUUUAUUUUUUCAUCUCUGUUGCGUUGCUUACCCACCCCCACCCCCAGGAUGUAAUUUCUCAUGAGGACAGGAAUCUUUGGGUUUUUUCUUCUUCUUGCCGCCCAUCUAUCCCAAGUGUCCACAGCAGUACCUGGCCCAUAGUAGGUGCUCAGUAAAGAAAGCAUGCCUGCCGGAGACCUACCUUUAUCUCCUCCUGUCCCCACUUCCCUUCCUUCAAGCAAGUGCGGCUGACAAGUGUUAAGCACAUGCUCUCACAGAUGCAAAAGAUCAGAUGUCAGUGGUCAGGGUCAAGUGGAAGUCCAUCUGUGCCCAGCACCAUGUGUGUGUGGCUCCGCGAGACUGGAGAUGAUGCGCUGGAAACUGCCCUCACCCCACCAGCUUGCCAGCCGUGCAUCCAUUAGGGACAUUUACAUGGUUUCUCAGAGUCCGUUCUGGAAGAAGUCAUGACAACCAAGAGGUGAUGAUGUCUGCUUUAUCUGUUAAACGAGGGAAGGUUUUUGGUCACACCUGGACCAGCUCCCUGGUCCCCUCAAGCUCUGCUUUCUCAGCAGCCAGGCCUGUCACCGGGCCACACACAAAAAAGGCUGGAUUCGUCUGACAGGAAGCCAAGGUGGUAGCAAAUUAAUUUCUCCGAUGAAUCAUUCAGCAGUCAUGCUGGAAGAGAGCAUUGUUUGUCUUCCAAGGUUUGUAUCCAAGUGCAGUAGUGGUUUUCUGACUUGUAAAUGGCUGAUCCCACCUAAGACGCUUAGAGUGGAAGGAAGGGAGCCAUGUUAAGUUGGGAAACCCAGCUCAGAGAGGAGAGGGAACUCCUUCAGAAGCAUAUGGCUUGAUGGCCCCAUAGGUAAGAGACGCAUUUGUCACUGUUAAGUUCUGCAGAUGGAUAUAUACGUGGGUCAUCGGGGAGUGGCCACCGUCAUCCUUCAGCCCGGUGCUGUGUGGAUUUUAAACACAAGGCAAGAUACCCGGGUCCGUGGAGGGGCUGUCCCCAUAUCCUACAGAGUGCUGUCUGUGAAUACAGCUGGAACACUUGAGGAUAGCCUUGGGGAUUCCAUUAAUUGCUAUUCAGUGGGCUGGCCAUUGGUCUUCUGUUUUCUCCCUGUUCUGGUGCUCACUGAAGGGCUUCUAGUGACCGAGAAAGCACCUUGAUGAGUGGGAGCAUUCUGUGCCUACAGGUGCCAUAGCUUCCUCCCAGUUCAUGCAGGCCUCUGUUCUGACGGAGGAAACCAAAGGGCCAAUUUCUGCCCCUCCCCCACCCCCAUAGAAGACUAGAAUGGCCCUGCACCCUUGCUUUUUUGAGUAGGCUACCCCUCGGCCAGAGGCCCACAGAGAAGUUGAGCCCGGCCCUCUCCUCCAGCUUUCGUUGUCAGAUGCCCACCACGCUGGGUCCAGGGCCCCUCCUUGGAAACAAGGAGGCUGUUUUUGCUCAAGAAGUCCCCAGUCCGUGUUGGGGGAGGGAGGAUAGGAAGACCGCGUUGGUAACUGCUGGAUCUUUUCCAGGGUGAGAAGUGAUAUACGUGUGCUUUCCAUAAAACGCAGAGCGGAUGAUGAAUUCUGCCAGGCAGGCCGGGAAGACCUCCUGGAGGAGGCUGUGUGUGGCAGAGCAGCAGAGGAAAGGUGUCCUGGGAGGGAGAAGCCCACAGGAGUGGAACUGUGUUGGGAAUCCCAUGAGGGGCAUCUGUCCUCAGGACACUAGGAGGAAGCUCUGUCACAGCCGAAGUUUACUUUUCAAAGGCCGGAGGGAAACUCCUGGGAUCAAUAUUUAACCCUCGCAGUGUUUGCCUGCUCUCCUGUCAAAGGCAUCCCCAAAGUGCUUUUCAGACCCUGUGGAAGCCUUGCCUCCUAGUCCACACGGCACAGCUCUGCCUUCUGCAGACUAGCAGGGAGCCUGUGUGGGCUGUGUGCCUGUGGCUUGCUCCCUGUAGCCCGGGAAGAGGGCCCAGAGCUAGGUUUGUUAGGAACAGUCUUCUUGCCCCAGUGAGUGUUCUCUUAAAGAUCUCGAGGGCUGGCUUCCCUCCCCCGCCAUCUCCCUGAGGUUCUGCCCUCCCUAGUGCCGCCGCUUGCCGGGUGACCUGGUGGCAAGCGUCCACCAUCAGGGGUUAAAGGGAGAUUUCUGGUGUUACUUCUCUUAACCUUAUUUUUUUUUUUUUCAUUUCUCCCUCACUGUAAUUUUGUUCUUGUGUGCACAUAUUUUUUUUUUUUUGUAUUUACGAAAAGCUCAGGUUCUUUAUUAUUUUUUUAUGUUUGUUUAUUUUGAGAGCGUGAGGGAGGGAGGGGCGGAGAGCGAGAGGGAGAGAGAAUUCCAAGAAGGCUCUGUCCUGUCAGCACAAAGCCCAACAUGGGGCUCGAUCCCACGAACUGUGAGAUCGUGAUCUGAGCCGAAAUCAAGAGUCGGACGCUUAACCGACUGAGCCACCCGGGGGCCCCAAACCUCAGGUUGUUUAGACAAAGAGGGAAGAAGUAAGUGAGCAAAGGAGAACCAACCUUGUAGCCAUUUGGAUCCUGGUGAUGCUCCCCAUUCUGUCCUGGAGGGAGCAGGCUCAGAAGAGCAUCCAAGUGUGGUUGCAAAUGGUGAGGCUACGGCCUGCUGCUUUGCUCCUGUGCUGCUUGCUGGAUCCGGAAAGGAGUCUUUUGGUCCAUCUAGAACGCCGGGGUUGCUGGACACUUGAGCUGAAAGCCAGCACUUUGCUUUUCCAGGAACGUGAAAAGCUUGGUUAACACGAGGCACAGGCGGGUGUUAGAGCGCAGCCAAAUGCCGGCCUUCGGAACAGCCCUGGGAUCUGCCUGGAUACCAGCCUUUGUUGAGUAAACUUCUUAGCGAUGGUCUGUACACAGAGACGGCUCCCUGGCUGUGGUAACCACGCCAUGGCUUCCAGCAGCACUGUUCCCUGUGGCCGUGGCUGUCCGAGGAGGAGGGACGAGAUGUUGUUUGUGAAAGGGAAGAGCAUGGAAGAAAUAAAGAAGGUGCUGCUGCUGGUGCUGGGCUGUGCCGUCCAGUGUGAGAGGAAAGAGGAAUUUAUUGAAAGAAUCAAACAGCUGGACAUUGAGACCCAAGCCGGGAUCGUGGCCCAUAUACAGGAGGUGACCCACAACCAGGAGAACGUGUUUGACCUGCAGUGGCUGGAACUCCCGGACGUGGCCCCGGAGGAGCUGGAGGCCCUCUCGAGGAACAUGGUGUUUCACCUCAGGAGGCUCAUAGAUGAGCGUGACGAGUGCACGGAGCUGAUCGUGGACCUGACGCAGGAGCGGGACUACCUGCAGGCGCAGCACCCGCCCAGCCCGCUCAGGUCCUCCAGCGCCGAGUCCACCCCCAGCCCCACCAGCAGCCUCUCCAGCGAGGACAAGCAGCACCUGGCCGUGGAGCUGGCGGACACCAAGGCCAGGCUGCGCCGUGUGAGACAGGAGCUGGAGGAGAAGACCGAGCAGCUUGUGGACACCAGGCAUGAGGUGGACCAGCUGGUGCUAGAGCUUCAGAAGGCCAAGCAGGAGAACAUCCAGCUGGCGGCUGACGCCCGGUCUGCCCGUGCCUAUCGCGACGAGCUGGACUCCCUGAGGGAGAAGGCGAACCGCGUGGAGAGGCUGGAGAUGGAGCUCGUGCGCUGCAGGGAGAAGCUGCACGACGUGGACUUCUACAAGGCGCGCAUGGAGGAGCUGAGAGAGGACAACAUCAUUUUAAUCGAGACCAAGGCCAUGCUGGAGGAGCAGCUGACUGCAGCCCGGGCCCGGGGCGAUAAAGUUCACGAGCUGGAGAAAGAGAACCUGCAGCUGAAAUCCAAGCUUCACGACCUGGAACUGGACCGGGACACAGACAAGAAACGAAUCGAGGAGCUGCUGGAAGAGAACAUGGUCCUCGAGAUAGCCCAGAAGCAGAGCAUGAAUGAGUCGGUGCACCUCGGCUGGGAGCUGGAGCAGCUGUCCAAGAACGCAGACCUGUCCGAUGCCUCCCGGAAGUCAUUUGUGUUUGAGCUGAACGAAUGUGCCUCCAGCCGCAUCCUGAAGCUAGAGAAGGAGAACCAGAGCCUCCAGAGCACCAUCCAGGGGCUGCGGGAUGCAUCCCUGGCGCUGGAGGAGAGCAGCCUGAAGUGCGGAGAGCUGGAGAAGGAGAACCACCAGCUCAGCAAGAAGAUUGAAAAGUUACAGACCCAGCUGGAGAGAGAAAAGCAGAGCAACCAGGAUUUGGAGACCCUGAGUGAGGAGCUGAUCAAAGAGAAGGAGCAGCUGCAGAGUGACAUGGAGACCCUGAAGGCAGACAGAGCCAGGCAGAUCAAGGAUCUCGAGCAAGAAAAGGAUCAUCUCAACCAGGCAGUGUGGACGCUGCGGGAGAGGUCACAGGUGAGCAGCGAGGCCCGGGUGAAGGACAUCGAGAAGGAGAACAAAGCCCUCCACCAGACGGUGACGGAGACCAGCAGCAGACUCAGCAAGCUGGAAUUCGAGAAGCAGCAGCUGCACAAGGACUUCGAGCAGGCGAAGGAGAAGGUGGAGCGGGCGGAGGAGCUGGAGAAGGAGCUGCACCGGCUGGAGAAGGACAACGAGAAGCUGGCCAAGAAGGUGGCCUCCCUGAAGACCGCCACCGAGAAGGUGGACGCCCUGGAGCGCGAGAGUCGGGGCCUGGCUCUGGAGAACCGGAAGCUCAGGAAGUCGCUGGACACCCUGCAGAACGUGUCCCUGCAGCUCGAGGGUCUGGAGCGGGACAACAAGCAGCUGGACGAGGAGAACCUGGAGCUGCGCAGGAUGGUGGAGACCAUGCGCUUCACCAGUGCCAAGAUGGCUCAGAUCGAGAGGGAGAACCAGGAGCUCGAGCGGGAGAAGGAGGAGCUGAGGAAGAACGUGGAGCUGCUGAAGGCCCUGAGCAAGAAGUCCGAGCGCCUGGAGCUCAGCUACCAGGGCGUGAGCGCCGAGAACCUGCGGCUGCAGCAGACCCUGGAGAGCAGCAGCCAGAAGUCCCAGGCCCUGGAGCAAGAGCUCGGCGAGCUGGAGGCCGAAAACCAGGUCCUGCGGCGCGACCUGGAGGCCCUUCGGCUCUCCCACAAGCAGCUGGAGAGGGCUGAGAAGGACAGGAAGGCCCUGGAGCAGGAGGUGGCCCAGCUGGAGAAAGACAAGAAGCUGCUGGAGAAGGAGGCAAAGCGGCUGUGGCAGCAGGUGGAGCUCAAGGAGGCGGUCUUAGACGACAGCACCGCGAAGCUGUCUGCCGCCGAGAGGGAGAGCCGCGCCCUGGACAAGGAGCUGGCCCGCUGCAGGGACGCGGCCAGCAAGCUGAAGGAACUGGAGAGGGACAACAGGGACCUCACCAAGCAAGUCACCAUGCAUACGAGGACGCUGACCACCCUGAGAGAGGACCUGGUGCUGGAGAAGCUCAAGAGCCAGCAGCUGACCAGUGAGCUGGACAAACUGAGCCAGGGGCUGGAGAAGGUCGGCCUCCACAAGGAGCUGCUGCUACAGGACGAGAGCAGCCAUGGCGACACAAAGUUCAAGAUUCUGGAGGACAGAAAUGACUCAUUAAAAACAACAUUAGCCCUGAAAGAAGAAAAGAUUGUGUUUUUAGAAGCUCAGAUGGAAGAGAAGGCCAGCCUGAACCACCAGUUGCAGAACGAGCUCCAGGUGUUGAAGACCGAGUGUGAGGUCCUCAGGCAGAACCAGCAGGAAGGGAAGCACUUGGAGAACUCUUUCAAACACCCUGUGGACACUCUGGUCACCGGUCUCCAGGGGAAGGAGCCCUGGGGACCCAGCCACAAGGAAGCCACCAUGGAGCUGCUCCGAGUGAAGGACCGGGCCAUCGAGCUGGAACGGAAUAACGCAGCUCUGCAGGCAGAGAAACAGCUGCUCAAGGAACAGCUGCAGCACUUAGAGACCCAGAACGUGGCCUUCAGCAGUCAGAUCCUGACACUGCAGAAACAGAGCGCCUUCCUGCAGGAGCACAACACCACGCUGCAGACCCAGACGGCCACGCUGCAGGUGGAGAAUUCCACUCUGAGCUCCCAGAGUGCCGCACUCACCGCGCAGUACACGCUGCUCCAGAACCAGCAGACGGCCAAGGAGAGCGAGAAUGAGAACCUGCAGAAGCAGCAGGAGCAGCUGACGGCGGCCUACGAGGCGCUGCUGCAGGACCACGAGCACCUGGCCGCGCUCCACGAGCGGCAGUCCACGGAGUACGAGGCCCUCAUCCGCCAGCACAGCUGCCUGAAGACGCUGCAUCGGAACCUGGAGCUGGAGCACAAGGAGCUCCGGGACAGGCACGACGACAUGCUGAAGCGUCAGGCGGAGCUGGAGGAGCGGGAGAAGGUUCUGAACACCGAGAGGGAGGCACUGCAGCAAGAGCAGAGGACUGGCGCCAUGGCCGUGGGUGAGAACCAGCGGCUGCGGGGAGAGCUGGACAGGGUCAAUUUUCUGCACCACCAGCUGAAGGGGGAGUAUGAGGAGCUGCACGCCCACACCAAGGAGCUGAAAACCUCCCUGAACAACUCACAGCUGGAGCUGAACCGCUGGCAGGCACGGUUUGACGAGCUGAAGGAGCAGCACCAGAACAUGGACAUCUCGCUGACCAAGCUGGACAACCGCUGCGAGCUGCUCUCCCGUCUCAAGGGAAACUUGGAGGAAGAAAAUCAUCACCUCCUGAGCCAGAUCCAGCUGCUGAGCCAGCAGAACCAGAUGCUUCUAGAGCAGAACAUGGAGAGUAAGGAGCAGUACCACGAGGAGCAGAAGCAGUACAUAGACAAAUUAAAUGCCUUACGGAGACAUAAGGAAAAAUUGGAGGAGAAAAUCAUGGAUCAGUACAAGUUCUAUGACCCUGCUCCCAAGAAGAAAAACCACUGGAUUGGAGCCAAAGCCUUAGUCAAACUCAUCAAACCAAAGAAGGAGGGUUCCAGAGAACGACUGAAGUCAACCGCAGACAGCCCUCCCUGGCAGCUGGAGUCCCCAGACCCGACGACGCCAUCUGCCUCCCAGCUCCUCCGGUUGCAGCCAGACAACCCUGAGACGGCCCCAUCUGGCUCCAACUGUGUGGAAGAGCAGGACCCCCUCAACGGGCCUGUGGGGAAAGGCCCUGGGGACCUAAAACCAAAGCAAGGGUCCCCGCACAGAGGCAGCCUUGACCGCACAGAUGCCUCCGCCGACCUGGCCGUGAAACCCUGGCCCUCGGAGCUGAGCUCCCGGACCUGUUCAACCUCAGCCAUCACUACAACCCCUUCCAGCUCCACCCCCAUCUCCCGGCACCCAGGCCGCACCAAAGGCUAUAAUUCAGAUGACAGCCUCUGUGACCCGUCCCUGGAGCUGGAGUUCAACCACAGGCAGUACGUGUCCCGACCAGGCAGCUUGGAGAGCAGUCGAAAUGCAUCCAGCGACAGCUCGCCCCUCAACCUGAAAGGUUCCUCUGACCAGCUCCACAGAAGGUCCGAGAGCUUCAGCAGUGAAGACCUGAUCCCCAGCCGGGACACGGCCACUCUGCCACGGGACGCCAGCACCACGGGACGCGCCGCCCUCAGCCGCCAUGAGUGCCCCCCGCCCCGGAACGGGCCUCUCCCCCAGGAGGGCAUCCAGAAGAGGGGCGCGGGCCAGCCUCACGCUGGGGGACGGCCCAGCUCUGCCUCGCCAAGCAGUGAGAUGGUCACCCUGGAGGAGUUUCUGGAGGAGAGCAACCGGCGCUCCCCCACCCCUGACACUCCCAGCUGCCCGGAUGACCUGCUAAGUGACUUCUUCAGAAAGGCCAGCGGUCUCCCGGCCAUUGGAAGCCAGCCGGGGCCACCUGCCAGGAGAGAAGGGGCCAAGAUGCCCACCAGCUUCGUGGCCCCUACCAUCAAGAUGCCUGUCAACACCCCUGAAGGGAAGUUGCUGAAGCCUGGACAGUACGUGAAGCCAAACUCCAGACCUGCCGAGGCCGAGGCCCCACCCAGUGCCCCCCCGAGGCAGGCCCAGCCCCCCCAGAGCCUGUCACUGGGCAGACCCCGGCAGGCCACGAUGCCCCCGACGUCCCACACACCGGCCGGCCGGAGUGCAUCCCUGAGCCGUGCCUUUAGCCUGGCCUCGGCCGACCUUCUCCGGGCCAGUGGGCCAGAGGCUUGCAAACAGGAGGCCCCUCAGAAGCUGGGGGGUCCUGACACCUCAGGGGGCAGAGAAACAGGCAGUCACGUCCUGCAGAGCCCCACGCCCCCCACCUCCCACAGCCUGGCCCGGGAGCGGACCCCGCUUGCCGGAAAGACCUGCGGCAGCUCCGGUCAAGGCUCAGCCCCCCGCAGCCGGCCCCCGGACGUGAGGCGCUUCUCACUGGCUCCCCCAAAGGAGGAGAGGCUGGUCCCCCUGCAGCAGUCUGCCACGGCCCCGGCCAUCGCCUCCGGAGGUGGCGGUGCCUGUGGCAGCAGCUCCCAGCCCCAGCACUUUCCAUCGGCUGCGGUCCCGGCUGCCAGGACCAAACCCCAGACGCCCCCCCACUCGGGGGAGGCGGCCACCAUCGCCCCUGUCCGGGGGGCGCUCAGCCUCUCAGAGGGAGACGGGGUCCCGAGGCAAGGCCACGGCGAGGGCCUCCCUGCCAAGAGUCCGGGUAGGUCUCCCGACUUGGCUCCGCACACCAGCCGGGCCCCUGAGGACUUCAGCCGCGGAAGCAGCUUGAAGAGCACACCGGCGUCCCCCGAGCCUGGCGGGGACCAGCAGACGGUGUGGUACGAGUACGGCUGCGUGUGACUCGUCCGGACCGGCGGCCCCUGAACCCUGAAACUACUGACUCCCCUUCUGGCGGUGACGGCCUUUGCUUCUGCCCCUGUGGUGCCAGGAAAGGGCUUUAGAAUGAGGAUGGGGGUUCCUGUGCGUCUCUCCUGUUAAUGAAAACACUGUGCCAAGCCCUGCGAGGGUUACACUCCCAGGUGUGUGUCUUCUGUAGCUUCCAGCACCUGAGAGCUUUUGAACAGAUCCACACUUGACGGGGACACUCAGAAUGCAGUGACAGAACCAUUGAAGCAGACACUAUUUGAGCAUGUCCCGGUAGAACACUCAUUUGCAACUCGUUGACCUCUCUUAAGGCACGGGUGUGUGUAUGUGCGUGUGUGCACAUACACUUUCACGUGGCCAAGCCCCCGCGGCUCUGGAAACUCCAUUCCCUCUCCCCAAAGCCGUUUGAUCCUAGGAGAAGUCCAGACUGGCCAAACUACAAAGAUCUUGAGGACCUUGGUGGGGGGACCCCAGAAUUAGGCUUGCUGCUGAAAAUCAGGGGUGGGUGUCGCCAUGCCAUUCCUGGGGUCCCAGGCAAUCCCCUUCUGCCCCAGGGCUAAGGUGGCCUUCUAGGCAGGUGGCAAGUGGCUUCAGGCUUUGGCCUACCCCCCCCCCCCACCAUCCCCCUGCAGCCGGCUCCUGGGCUCUGCAUGGUGGGCUCAGGGGCCACGGGGAGACCUGCCUUCCCUGACUCACUUCUCUACAAACACUGGAUCUGCUGGGGCUGGGGGGCUGGGGGCAGAGAGAGGGCCCUGCCCCAACCCCGACCAGCAAGUGCACAUAGUGUACAGAGGGGAGGUGUGUGCAAGAGUGGGGUACAGCCUCUCCACUUCCCCAGUCUCAGAUGAGAUAUUGAUUUAUUAUUUCUGAAUAACUUCUUGUGGUAGAAACCAAAUUUCUUUUAAUAUAUUACAUAUGUAUGUACACGCCCCUGUGAGAUAUAUGUUCUUUGAGGGGGAAUCUAUUUAUGUUCCACUGGGAGUCCUUCUUUUCCAUCAGGAAUCUUAACCUGCUGCUUUUGUGUAUUUGGUCAGAUUCCUGACACGUUUUGUUUUCUGUUUAGUAAAGGUGCUCUUUCUGGGAUAUACUAAACUUGGUGAUUUUUUUUUUUUUUAAGAUUUAUUUUUUUUUCUUUUGAUUUAAUCCGAGGAAAAAAUGGGAUUGUUAACAAGGUCAGUUUUAGGAGCGCUUUCAGUUGUGUAUUGAAUAGCCAUUCAUUCUGGAACACACGGACAGGAUUGUAAUAAAAUGAGAUGGCAGAGAA
Messenger RNA from Panthera uncia (snow leopard), 11127 nucleotides. RefSeq names its product coiled-coil domain containing 88C (gene CCDC88C). NCBI's taxonomy places the organism in Eukaryota, Metazoa, Chordata, Mammalia, Carnivora, Felidae. Gene Ontology annotation, cellular component: centrosome; cytoplasm. The coding region runs from base 3990 to 9839 and encodes 1949 amino acids. Gene Ontology annotation, biological process: cytoskeleton-dependent intracellular transport; cytoplasmic microtubule organization. Gene Ontology annotation, molecular function: dynein light intermediate chain binding; microtubule binding. The record is from RefSeq and is a predicted model, not a curated record. The transcript is spliced from 27 exons.